This is a messenger RNA of Salvelinus fontinalis (brook trout), 1221 nucleotides long. RefSeq names its product intermembrane lipid transfer protein VPS13B. The transcript is spliced from 5 exons. Lineage: Eukaryota; Metazoa; Chordata; Actinopteri; Salmoniformes; Salmonidae. The record is from RefSeq and is a predicted model, not a curated record. The coding region runs from base 436 to 1197 and encodes 253 amino acids.
GCGUAGCGGUGAACCGGCUGUUCUCUAUGUGUUGUCUGUAGGCGCUGUGUUGCUGGUCAGUGUCCAGGGCGUAGCGGUGGACCUGCUGUUCUGUAUGUGUUGUCUGUAGGUGCUGUGUUGCUGGUCAGUGUCCAGGGCGUAGCGGUGAACCUGCUGUUCUGUAUGUGUUGUCUGUAGGUGCUGUGUUGCUGGUCAGUGUCCAGGGCGUAGCGGUGAACCUGCUGUUCUGUAUGUGUUGUCUGUAGGCGCUGUGUUGCUGGUCAGUGUCCAGGGCGUAGCGGUCAACCUGCUGUUCUCUAUGUGUUGUCUGUAGGUGCUGUGUUGCUGGUCAGUGUCCAGGGCGUAGCGGUCAACCUGGAUCCUGUCUUCAGUACAUGGAUCCUCCACCAGCCUCAGAAGAGGAGCAGCAGGCAACAGGCUCCGGUGACGGUUCCCAUGUCCAUGUCCAAGCGGAGGGAGGACGAGGUGUCUGUGGGGAGCAUGCCAUUUGCCAAGCAGCCAUCCAAUCAGGCCUCAGACUACGCCAGCAGCCCGGUCAAGACCAAGACUGUCACAGAGUCCCGUCCUCUGUCCAUCCCUAUGAAGGUGAUGCCUUUCUCUCCAGAGACCUGGACCACCUCAGAGGAACGUAUGAAAGAGAUGAUCGCUCACGUCUGGGACGCCGUCAAACGACUCACACUACAGUUGGAGCUCCAGUCAUGCUGUGUGUUCGUCCCCAACGACAGCCUCCCCUCUCCCAGCACCAUUAUAUGUGGUGACAUCCCUGGUACUGUCCGUAGCUGGUACCACAACCAGGCCUCCAUGCCUGGGACUCUGGUAGUCUGUCUGCCCCAGAUCACUGUGCUUUCUGCUGGACACAAAUACAUGGAGCCCCUGCAGGACCUCCCCUUCAUGGUGUCCAGGCCCAUACUGGAGGAAGGUGAUGCCUUCCCGUGGACCAUAACCCUGAGCCAGUUCAGUGUGUACACCCUGUUGGGUCAGCAGCGGUCUCUGAGUCUCCUGGAGCCCGUGGGCUGUACCUCCACCCUGGCCGUCACCUCCCACAAGCUGCAGGCCGCAGGCCCCGACGGACGACACGCCUUCAUCGUCUGUCUGCACGUUGACCUGGAACCUCUGAACGUCAAGGUCUCCAACCCCCAGGUUAGUAAAUACAUACACACUCUAACCCCCAGGUUAGUAAAUACACACACACUCUAACCCCCAGGUUAGUAAAUACACACA